CCAAUAAGACGGCAUUUUUAAAUGAAAUGAAACGCUACAAAAUCUUAUAGUUAGAAAAUUAGCCACAUUUAUAACAUUUUUAGGAUUGUUUGGUUUUUCUCAACAAAUACGUCGAAUUACUGAUUUACAGACACGAAAAUCAUAAUUUGUUGCUUGAAGUCCACUAGAUUGUGAAUUACGCCUUUGACAAUAUUUAAAUGAGAGUCGAAAGAUUCCCUUAGCCUAUCACUCUCCGUCAAAUAUAAAAAGUUUCGAAAGGUUCGUAUUUUAGCACACUGUUUGUUUGUUUGCGCUUUUAAUUCUUGAGCGCGAAAGCAUUAGCUGACCGCAUAUUCUUUCAGACUAAACAGCAAAAUCAGGUCUGACCUGGUAAACAAUAUUAGACUCGAAUUAUUUAACACCACGGCUCAUUUUGAUUGAACCCUCCAGCCAGGCCACACUCUCUAGCCAUGCCGCUUUGCAAAGUUAGCUUUCUCAUCAUCAUCCUCAACGCGUCAAUCGCAUUUCAGGUUUGUAGAGCGGUACCGACUGUAAAUCGCGAUAGGAACCCUCUUAGGUACGACCUGCUGAAGACACUCCCUUUGAAAAGCACGCCAAAGCCUUAUCCUGCGAUGGAAGUAGGUCUCGUCAGGCCAGUGGAAAGGUUUUUCGACCUGAUUAGAACCAGGAUGGCGCUCAGAAGAAAACUAAAUCCUUCCCUACCAAACUUCGCUGCCAGAAUGUCAGAGGGCGAGCGAUCGACACGCGUGCAGCGCGCCUUCGACAACGUGUCCAACUUCGUCCACUUGGUCGGCGACAUCGACUCUUUCCUCGCCGACCGCGCCCGUUCCGUUGUGCGAAGGCUGAAUGCCAUGUUCAGCGAAGAGGAUCGCCACCGAAGAGAGAUGGGUCAGUGAGCUGAUGAUUAUUCUAAUUGCUUCAAUUUGUGUCACAUGAGGGCCCCCACUCACGAACUAAUAAAUCGUUGUUUUUGCAAUCCAA
Molecule: messenger RNA, 981 nt
Organism: Cloeon dipterum
Lineage: Eukaryota; Metazoa; Arthropoda; Insecta; Ephemeroptera; Baetidae
Exons: 3
Coding region: 450-896 (148 amino acids)
Source: RefSeq, a predicted model, not a curated record